Molecule: messenger RNA, 2671 nt
Organism: Myodes glareolus (Bank vole)
Lineage: Eukaryota; Metazoa; Chordata; Mammalia; Rodentia; Cricetidae
Source: RefSeq, a predicted model, not a curated record
CACCAGCACCAGUAGGUAGCAUCUGUCAUGGUUUCCCUUUUGUUAAGAGGGUCUUAAACAAUUAGAGAGCUGUUUUGUUACAUGAAGGCAUGACUGCCACUACUGCAAUGGGCUGACCACUGACUUUGAGACACCCAUUUCUUUUCAAAAUCCAAGGUCAUGAACUGUCUCUCCCCAAACUCAAUUACAGUAUUUGGUUUUGGCUUGUCAUAUUUGUGUUAUGAAUUGGACACUGGCAUCUGAAUUUAGCCUGUUAUUUUUUGGUGUGUGUAUGUAGUCCAGGAGGUUGGUAGUCAAGUCAAAGUUAGGCUUCCUAUCUUUUAUCUGAAUGGUUCAGAACUCACUAUGGGGUCAGAUACCGGGAUGCAGCGUCCUCCUAGAUCCAGUUCUAGUCUAGGCCGGCAGCAAGGCUGUGCAGAACAAGUUCAGGGCAGCCUGACAGCUGGAGCUGUGUGGAAGGCGGCCUGAGGCCCAGUGGGAGGGGCGGGUCUCCAAGGAGCAGGGACAAUAGUCUAUAUCAGAGGAGUGAUGCCUAAGAGAAAACAAGCUUGGAAAGCCUGGAAAACUCAACGGGUGGACCACCGGGCUAGAGGAGUACGUAACCGGAACCUGUUUAUGAUGGACAGGUUCGGGGGCGGCUCUAAGAAACACAGGCGGGAGGGGCCGGAAAACCCUCCAUUUUUAGAGGGACCUCAGGGAAAGGGUUGUAUUCUGCUAGUGGUGGCGAACACAAACCGGAGUCUCGCCGGGACCGGGAGCCGCAGUCGCCGCGGAGCGGCCUGGGAAAGUCAGCAGCGCUGUGGCGGUAACCGCAGCCCGGCGGCUCUGGAACCUCCCAGAGAUCAUUUUUCUGGCUGCAGUAACAUGGCUGGCAGUUAUUUUCUUUCAGAGCAAGAAGGGGUCCAGUCAUUGUUCCUGAAACGGAAAGUCAGAGCAGAGCAACUAGCAGAAAUGACCACUUCUCCAGUAGGCACAUCCCAGAGUCUGCUAACAUUUGGGGCCGUGGCUUUGGACUUCUCCCAGGACGAGUGGGACUACCUGGACUCUACUCAGAGGGCUUUGUACAUUGAUGUGAUGUUGGAGAAUUACAACAACCUGGUCUUUGUUGAGAACCAUUGCGUGUGUGGUAAAUACGAGAAGGUCUUGGAUCAAGACUCAAACUAUAUUAUACAUCAACAUGUUACUAUCCAAGAGAAAUCUUUCAAGUAUAAUCAGCUUGGCAAAAUGCUUCACGAAUCCUCCCAGUGUAUACCUUAUGACACAAGUGAUUCUGCAGAAAACUGCAGCAACUACACAUGUGGCAACCACAGGGAUGCCUCCACUGACUCAUCAAACCUAAACAGAUGUAAAAGUGUGCACAAUGGAGUAGAACUCUUCAAAUAUAAAGACUGUGGCAAAUGUUUAUGUUCCAAUAAUAGUCUAAAUCAGAGUAUCCACACUGUAAAGAUAGAACACAAAUAUGCAGAAAGUGAUAAACUUCUGGGUUCUGCACACAGACUUGUUCAGCAAAGAAUCCCUAGUGAAGACAAAGCACACAAUUGUGGGAAAUGCUGUUCAAGCCUCAGCACACAUGACAGACUUCCUAUUGGAGAGAAACCAUGGAAAUGUAAAGAAUGCAGUAAGUCUUUUAAGUGGUUAUCUCACCUUAAAACCCACUGCAGAAUCCAUACUGGAGAGAAACCUUACAAAUGUAAUGAGUGUGAUAAGGGCUUUUCUCGAUUAUCUAGACUUAAAAACCAUUACAGAGUCCAUACUGGAGAGAAACCUUACAAAUGUGAGGAAUGUGGUAAGUGCUUUUCUCGGUUAUCUAGACUUAAAAACCAUUACAGAAUCCAUACUGGAGAGAAACCUUACAAAUGUAAGGAAUGUGGCAAAGCCUUCACCCACUGCACAGCUCUUAGUACGCAUCAUAAAAUACAUACUGGGAAGAAACCUUACUCAUGUAAAGACUGUGGUAAAUCCUUUUAUUUGUUGUCAAGACUUAAGGAACAUUAUAGAGUCCACACUGGAGAGAAACCAUACAAGUGCAACGAAUGUGGUAAGUUCUUUCAUUGGUUGUCAAACCUUAAAAGACAUUCCAGAAUCCACACUGGAGAGAAGCCUUACAAAUGUGGAGAAUGUGACAAAUCAUUUAACCACUGCUCAAGUCUUAAAGCUCAUCAGAAAAUUCAUGCUGGGGUGAAAUCCUAUAAAUGUGAAGAGUGUGGCAAGUCCUUUUAUUGGUUGUCAAACCUUAAAACCCAUUACAGAAUCCACACUGGAGAGAAACCUUACAAAUGUGACGAAUGUGACAAGUCCUUUUCCCAGCGUUCUCUUCUUACAAGGCACAACAAGAUUCAUACUAGAAAAAAAUAUGAAUAUAAGAAACUUGUGAGUGAUUCAGAGCCACAGAGUUGGUCCUAGCCACACCCACUUAGCAUUAAAAAAAAGAAAGCACUCCUGGCCAGAGAAUAAUUACAGAUUUAUCUGCAGUAAAGACAAAUUCAGAUGAAAAAGACGUCUAAAUGGGUCACAGUGUUGGAUAAAUGUACAUAGGCUUGAAAGAGAGGAAAAGAAGUAUAAACAGUUAUAAUAUUAAAGACUACAGUCAUAGAUUAAAGGAGUAAAGAAAAUAAAUAUUAAACUUGUGUAAAAAGUAAUAGAGUAAGAAAAAUAAGUUACAUGAAGAUGU